Messenger RNA from Kockovaella imperatae, 1123 nucleotides. RefSeq lists its product as hypothetical. The transcript has a single exon. The record is from RefSeq and is a predicted model, not a curated record. The coding region runs from base 230 to 868 and encodes 212 amino acids. NCBI's taxonomy places the organism in Eukaryota, Fungi, Basidiomycota, Tremellomycetes, Tremellales, Cuniculitremaceae.
GGGGGGGGCGAGUGAGUGUGGAAUGGGGCCAGGGCAAAAGAGGAUCAUGAAGCACUGCCUGCUCCGCCGCUCGCUCGCUCGCUCCCCCCCUCAAAUCUAUCUAUCGGCUCGGCUGUGUCUCGUCUCGGAUGAAGCUUCAUGGAGGGGAAGGGGCGGCAGACUGGUCCAGGAGCAGGGUGGGAGGACCAUCUGAACGAUUGCCCCCAUUUUCUGCGGGUGUCUAAGAAUAAUGAUGAUAAUGAAGUGGGCCAUCGUGGUCUGUCCAGCCUUCAAGGUUGCGGAAGAAUCAAUCAUCCAUUCCAUCCCAUACAGAUCAGCUCCAGACUCCUUCUCAUCCUCGUCCAUCACAUUCGUAUCCCGCAUAGUGAUCUUAAUUUGUGGACCCAAGGCGGAUCGACAUAGCGCGUUCAUAAUCGACUCUUCCUCCUCCGUCGUGGAAGGGACGCACACAUUUCUGAAGGCAAAAGGCAGCGGCACAAAGUGCAUAGACUCGGAAGAUCCUCUCAUAGCUAGCUCUUCACUGGACAUUAAGACAGACUUUCAUCCUUGGAUCCACGUUUCGACAUUAGAGGUCGGAGUUGAACACAAACGGAACUCUGCUCAACCACAUAGAGUGAGUGUGUUGCACACCUUUCAAUGGGAGAUCGGCCAUCCUCAUCUUUGGUCAUCCAAUUCUGUCCUCACCGCCUCGCUUGUAUCGCUUACUUACCUCGUUCUGCCCCUCUACAGCUCAAAACCAAUCAAUCAAUCAGCUCCAUCAGAGAACCGCCCCCUUAUUUUGACAUCAUCAUCUCAUACAUCCUUUAAAGGUCCAGAUUCAAGGAGUCCAACGCUAGUCCCUCGUGGAUCGUUAUUGUUCCAACCCUGAUCAUCCCUUAUCCUUUCCUAUUUACAUAGACCUCUCAGCUCAAGACGCUCUUUCGACUCUGACCUUCCUCUCCGUCCCCGGGUCAACUUCAGACAUUAUGAUCUCGGCCAUUUCAGAGUGGACAGCCAGUGAGCUCCCGCCAGCUAUGAGAGCCGUCGGAUACUUGAUACUGGCGGCAUUGGAUGAGGUGAGCACAACGUGUAAUCGAUUUGAUAUCGUCGCUUAUCCCGCUUGCAAGGUCCCACUACCAUUCCU